Molecule: messenger RNA, 474 nt
Organism: Exophiala viscosa
Lineage: Eukaryota; Fungi; Ascomycota; Eurotiomycetes; Chaetothyriales; Herpotrichiellaceae
Product: SUMO-conjugating enzyme ubc9
Exons: 3
Coding region: 1-474 (157 amino acids)
Biological process (GO): protein sumoylation
Cellular component (GO): nucleus
Molecular function (GO): SUMO conjugating enzyme activity
Source: RefSeq, a predicted model, not a curated record
AUGUCGCUGUGUCUAAACCGGCUACAGGAGGAGAGAAAGCAGUGGAGAAAGGACCAUCCAUUUGGCUUCUUCGCGAAGCCCGUGAGGGGUGCCAAUGGAGUCGUGGACUUGAAGAACUGGGAGGUUGGAGUUCCGGGAAGAGAGAAGACUAUAUGGGAAGGUGGACUAUUCAAGUUGACACUCACGUUUCCUGAUGAGUAUCCGACAAAACCACCAAAGUGCAAAUUCGUCCCUCCGCUCUUCCAUCCCAACGUCUACCCUUCGGGCACUGUCUGCCUCUCGAUCCUCAACGAAGAGGAGGGCUGGAAGCCAGCCAUUACAAUCAAGCAGAUCCUCCUUGGUAUCCAGGAUUUGCUCAAUGACCCAAACCCAGAAUCGCCGGCUCAGGCCGAUGCGUAUAAUUUGUUUAAGAAGGACCGGGCCGCUUAUGAACGAAAGAUCAGGAGCAUAGUCAAGGAAAACCCGGCACCAUAG